Molecule: messenger RNA, 2415 nt
Organism: Schizosaccharomyces osmophilus
Lineage: Eukaryota; Fungi; Ascomycota; Schizosaccharomycetes; Schizosaccharomycetales; Schizosaccharomycetaceae
Gene: isp4
Product: plasma membrane OPT oligopeptide transmembrane transporter family Isp4
Exons: 1
Coding region: 1-2415 (804 amino acids)
Biological process (GO): transmembrane transport
Molecular function (GO): oligopeptide transmembrane transporter activity
Source: RefSeq, a predicted model, not a curated record
AUGGCUUCCACCCUUGAUGCCUCGAUUUCCUCGUCCAUCAACAUCUCCUCCCCCUCCCAUGGAGGACUGGGCGAGGAAAUCCAUGCCUCCGAGUCCUCUACCUCUCUAAAUUCCGUCAAACAAUCCAACAAGGAUGCCAAUGUCAAUGCUUAUCCCAUCAAAGACAAAGACAAAAAGGGAGAAAUCUCUUCUCGCUCUUCCGACGAUAUCGAAAAGGGUGACAUCGUCGAAGGUGAAUAUGUCGACCUUGAAAACGAUUCCCCCUAUCCAGAAGUUCGUGCCUCCGUUCCCUCUACCGAUGAUCCUUCAAUGCGUUGUAAUACCAUCCGUAUGUGGACCAUCGGUUUCCUCUUUGCUACUGUCGGUUCCGCCGUCAAUAUGUUCUUCUCUCUCAGAAACCCUCCAGUCACCAUCACUGUCCUCAUCGCUCAACUCGUCGCCUACCCUUGUCUCAAGGGUUGGGACCUCAUCUUCCCCGACCGCCAAUUUCGCAUUGGCCGUCUCCGUUUCAAUUUCAAACCUGCUCCCUUCAAUAUGAAGGAACAUACCCUCAUUGUAAUCAUGUCUUCCGUCUCCUUUGGUAGUGCUUAUUCCACAGACAUUAUCCUUUCUCAACGCGCUUUUUAUAAGCAACGCUUCGGUUUCGGUUAUGAAAUCUGUCUUACUCUCGCUACCCAACUCAUCGGCUAUGGGCUUGCAGGUGUUUCCCGUAAAAUCUUGGUUCGUCCUGCCAGCAUGGUUUGGCCCAGCAACCUUGUCAACUGUGCCCUUAUGAAAACUUUGCAUUUACCCAGCAAGGUUGCUCACCUCAAAAGCGCAAAUGGCUGGAACAUUUCUGCUUAUCGUUUCUUUCUCAUCGCCUUCGCAGGUUGCUUUUUUUGGACUUGGUUCCCUAAUUACAUCUUUACCGCCCUUUCUCUUUUUGCUUGGGUCACUUGGAUUAAACCCAAAAGUCCCGUUGUUAACCAACUUUUUGGUGAAAGUACCGGUAUCUCCUUAAUUCCCAUCACCUUUGACUGGAACUCCAUCAGUGGCUAUCUGAGCUCUCCUCUUAUGUUUCCUUCUGAUGCCAUUUUUAAUACUUUAAUCAGCACCGUCCUUUUCUUUUGGAUCGUCACUCUUGGUGUUCACUAUAGCAACGUCUGGUAUGGAAGCUAUCUUCCCAUUUGCAGUAAUUCUAUUGUGGAUCAUUUCGGAAGCUCUUAUAAUGUUAGUCGCAUUCUUACCCCAGACUUCAGAUUAGACCUAAAGUCCUUCCAAGAAUACUCCCCUCUUUUUAUGCCUAGCGCUUCUGCCGUAUCCUUUGGUCUUUCCUUUGCUUCUAUGAGUGCCGUUAUCUUUCACGUCGUCCUCUAUUAUGGUAAGGAUAUCUGGGCCCGCAUUCGCAACCCUCCGAAACCAGAUAUCCAUGAACGCCUUAUGGAACAGUACAAAGAAGUCCCCUUUUGGUGGUACUUGUCCAUCUUCAUUGCCUUUUUCGGUAUGAUGAUGGGCGUUUGCUAUGGAUGGCCCACUGAAACUCCUGCUUGGGUCGUCAUUGUCGGUUUGAUUUUCGCCGCCGUCUGGUUCAUACCUGUUGGUGUUAUUUAUGCCAUUACCAACGUCGAGCUUGGCAUGAAUGUCUUUACCGAAUAUAUCGUUGGUUACAUGUAUCCCGGUCAUCCUUUGGCUAAUAUGAUCUUUAAGACUGUUGGCUACAUCACUCAAGCACAAGCCCUGGCCUUUGUCAGUGAUCUCAAGUUAGGUCACUACAUGAAGGUUCCUCCAAGAAUGAUGUUUUGGACUCAAACCCUUGCCAGUAUUUGGUCCUGCUUUGUUCAAAUCGGCGUUUUAGAUUGGGCUCUCGGUAACAUUAAAAACGUAUGUGAUCCUGGUCAAACUGAUGGCUACACCUGCCCUGGCGCUAAAACUUUUUUUAAUUCCUCCGUUAUUUGGGGUGUAAUCGGUCCUCAACGCAUGUUCUCCGGCCAGUAUCUUUACACUAAUUUGCAAUACUUUUGGCUUGCUGGUGCUCUUUCAACCGUUUUGUUUUGGGCUUUAUGGAAAAAAUGGCCUCAAAGAUGGUGGGGCAAGCUCAGUGCUCCUAUUAUCUUUGGUGGUACGGGUAUGCUGCCUCCUGCUACCCCUACCAAUUAUUUGGUAUGGUGCGGCAUUGGUAUUUUCUUCAACUACUUCAUCAAGAAGAGAUUCUAUAGUUGGUGGGCAAAGUACAACUUCAAUUUGUCCGCUGCCCUUGAUACCGGUAUGGAGCUGGCCCUCAUCAUCAUCUUUUUCUGCCUCCAACUCCCGAAUGUUAGCUUUCCAAGCUGGUGGGGCAACGUUGGUGCGUUUGAUACCAUGGAUGCAAGUGGCACUGCCGUCUUAAAGACCGUGAAUGAAACUGCCGGCGAAUUCUUUGGACCCACAAAGUGGUAA